AUGCCUGCAGCUGCAACUCAACCCGCCCCCAGGGGGUCCAAGAAGAAGACCACUGGUGCUGCCAAGCGUGCUGAGUCGCCCGCUUCCAGCAUUGGUUCCCGUGCCGCUGCCGAUUUGUUGGACGAGGAUUUCGAGAGUUCCGACAUCAUGAAGCUGCAAAAGAGCAUUCGUAAUCUCAACAAGAAAAUUACCAAUGCCUCAAAGACAGAUGCCCUUUUGAGCCAGGAACAGCACGCUGGCAAAACACUUGAGCAAUUGGUCAACGAAAAGACCAUAAACCCAGAUCAAAGGGCACAGAUUGAGAAAAAACCCGAGCUCCAGGCCCAGCUUGCCCAGGCCGAGGAGCAGCUCGCGCAGCUCCGAAAGGUCCAUGAGCAAUACCGUUCACGAGCCGCAAACGAAAAGGCUGAGUGGGAGAAAACGUUGGAGAAGGCCAAGGCUGACGCUGUCAGCGAAGCCGAGGCGAGCUUCCAAAAUUCCUUGAAGGGUAACCUUCUUCUCCUAUCGCAGUUCUUGCGCCUCGCUGCCUACCGCCGUGAGGAAGCUACCGAUGCCGAGUCGGACGAAAGCCAAGCUAUCGAAGGUGUUCUCCUGGCAAUCUAUGCCGGAGACGACUCUGCCGUUGCAUCAAUGUUGAAGCUCGUGGAGGGUACUGAAGACAAGGUUCUCAGCGUGCCAGGAGAGCAAUUGCAGACUACUUACUCCGUUGUCAAGACACUAGCUCAGGAAUACAAGGCCCCGGUCUACAGUGAGGUACCAGCCGAAGGAGAGACUGCUGAGGUGGUUACUGGCCCUACUGUGGCAAACGUCGCAGCCAUCGAGGUCGCAGAUACUGAUGUCUCUGCUUCUCCUGGGGAGAAGAAGGCUGAGGCGAGCAAUGGUCACCCUAGUGCCAAUAUAUCCAACACUGCCGCCAACGCUGUGGCUGAGAGUCACUGGGAUACUGAGGCCGGUCUCUCCACGUCGCAGGAGUGGGUAGAUGUGAAGGCCUCACGAGACAUUACCGAGGCUGAUACUGGCCUGACUGACACGCCAGCCUCAUCUGGAAAUACCCAAUCUUGGGCGGACGAGCAGCCCGAGCCUACUAAGCCUUCUGAUGGUAAUGAUGGAUUCCAUCAGGUCCAGCGUAACAAGGGCCGUCACGAGCGCGAAGGAAAUGGCAACUUGCGCGGUCGAGGUGGUCAUCGUGGUGAGCACCGUGGCCGUGGCGGUCACCGCGGCGAAGGCCGUGGACGUGGUCGAGGUCGUGGGAUAUCCUCUCGCCCCCGACGAAACGAAGAGUCCUAG
Messenger RNA from Metarhizium brunneum ARSEF 3297, 1287 nucleotides. RefSeq lists its product as uncharacterized. The record is from RefSeq and is a predicted model, not a curated record. NCBI's taxonomy places the organism in Eukaryota, Fungi, Ascomycota, Sordariomycetes, Hypocreales, Clavicipitaceae.